Molecule: messenger RNA, 1517 nt
Organism: Sphaeroforma arctica JP610
Lineage: Eukaryota; Ichthyosporea; Ichthyophonida
Product: phosphomannose isomerase type I
Exons: 11
Coding region: 144-1382 (412 amino acids)
Biological process (GO): GDP-mannose biosynthetic process; carbohydrate metabolic process
Cellular component (GO): cytosol
Molecular function (GO): zinc ion binding; mannose-6-phosphate isomerase activity
Source: RefSeq, a predicted model, not a curated record
CGACCAUCCAUAGAGUUGAUACGUGGGUACACUCUAAGAAGAAAUAUCUCUCUGAUCUGUCGAUACGAUACUGUAUACUUGGGGUAAUAUAUACUUUAUAUCAAUAGCGGAUAACAUCAAAACUACAAUUAUCGCAAGUCAAAAUGAAAGGAGUUCUGGAUCUCAACUGCUGCGUACAGGGCUAUGCCUGGGGGAAAGUCGGAAGCUCGAGUAAGGUUGCACAAUUAGCGGGCGCUUAUGAUGGCAUCACAACCAACGAAACUGAUUCUUACGCUGAGCUCUGGAUGGGUACUCACCCGAAGGGCCCGGCAACCAUCAAAGGCACUGGUCAGAAGCUCAACGAGUGGCUGGCGGAAAACAAGUGGGCUCUGUCGUACUCGAUUGCGGAAAAGUAUGGCGAUCUGCCCUACCUGUUCAAAGUACUGUCAAUCCAGAAAGCUCUGUCCAUACAGGCUCACCCCAACAAAGAACUCGGAGCUAUACUCAGGAAAAAUAAUCCUGACAAUUAUCCCGACUCCAAUCACAAACCUGAAAUGUGCAUAGCGCUGACCGAAUUCGCAGGUCUGAUGGGUUUCCGGCCGUUGACUGAGAUUGUAGAUGUUUUGGCGAAUGUGCCCGAGCUCCGUGCUAUAGUUGGUGAAGAACAAUCCGCGAAGCUGAAAGAAGCUGUGGAUGCGGAUCCUGCGAAUGCCGUUGAGGCGGGAGUGUCUAAAAAUCUCACACAACAGCAAGAAGCCCUCAAAGCAUGUUACAUACAAUUAAUGGAGGCUUCGGAUAGUGCCGUAACCGACGCCUUGGCCAAGUUAAUCCCACGAUUAGAAGCCAAAACGUCACGUGAUAGAGUGGAGGACCUCAUUCUCACGGUCAACCAAGACUUCCCCAAUGACAUCGGACUGUUCUCGCUGUACUUCCUGAACUAUGUCCAACUGGGUCCGGGCGAGUCGAUGUUUAUGGCUGCGAACGAACCACACGCGUACCUCACCGGCGACUGCAUUGAGUGCAUGGCCUGUAGUGACAAUGUGGUGCGAGCUGGGCUGACCCCAAAGUUCAAGGACGUCAGUACACUGACGGAGAUGUUGACAUACACCUACGGCCCGGGACAGAGCAAGGUCUUGGCUGGCACCACAGUCAACGGUAACUAUCGCAUAUUCGAUCCACCAAUCGAGGAGUUCACACUGGCCAAGGUGGAUGUGAAUGCUGGGAGUUCGUAUGACCUGCCAGUGGUGGAUGGACCAAGUCUAAUACUAGUUACUACGGGGGCAGGCAGUACAGGAGACAUCAACAUCACACCAGGCACUACAUUAUUCUUAGCUGCGGGUAUGCCACUAACACUCUCUGCAACGGAGAAAAUGACAGCGUAUAGGGCCUACUGCACGCUUUAAGCAGAAGCAGGAGGUAAACAGCACCGCUACGUCAAAUCGCACUAUCUUACAUUGCUUGACCUUAACUUUAGAAGCAACAACACCUUUCCCGCUUUACAAUAAACGAGGUUACGAUGAUCAAUCCUCUCUAACGUG